AAGAAAAAAAAAAAACUGUAGAAAAAACAGGAAAAAAAAAAAGCGAAGGAAAUCCGUCUUCACGAUCGUUGCAGAGAAUAAAAAAAAAGAAAACCUAUAAGCGAUCGUGGCCGCGAUUCGCAUGGCGAUGAAGCUUUUGGCAUUGCACCGGAAGAAUGGUACAAGAACGUGCAGCAUGACCUCCAGUUCAAAGACCUAAUUCGACUAGCGGCGGAGCAACGGCGGCGCAACCAUCUGCUAUGGGUGGUUUUCAAAGAACUCCGUAGAACGGUGAUGAAAAAUUGAGGAUAAUUGAAGCUCUAUUGUUAUUGUCCGGAGAGGGAGGGGACAGUUGAAAUUAGGUUAGGCUUAUUGGUUCCGGACAAUCGAGGUCAGGGAACGGAGCUUUUUGGACUCGAGAAAUACUUUCACUAGAAGCUUCAUCAAGUCUGAGCUCUGACCGAAGGUUUGAAUGGUGAUAUCAUUACUGGUUCUGAAACUGUAGACAUGAAGCUACCGAACCUGGAUGGAGAUUCAUAACCGUGUGUCCGGAGAUUUUGGGCAGGAUGAGGAGAUUGUGCAGAAAAUAACAGAUUCUUAUAUGAGAACAUGUGAGAAAGAACUUCAGAAAAGUGGGUCUAAAAAUCCAAAGAAAAAUAAAGAGGAAUUAAACAUGCAGCCAGAGAUUGAGACUGGUCAGGUACAAUAUAAUGGAUCAAGUACAGGGACUGAUACUAACGAUAUUAGUGCAGAAGAACUUAGUUGCAAACCACCUCAGAAGCCCUCAGCGGACUUAGAAGAUGAAGAUGCAAUUUGUACACGCACAAGGGCUCGUUAUUCACUUGCUAAUUUCACUCUUGAUGAACUUGAAAACUUUUUACAAGAGACGGAUGAUGAGGAUGACCUUCAAAAUGUUGAUGAUGAAGAAGAAUACAGGAAAUUUCUUGUUGCAGUGUUGCAGGAUGUAGAUGUUGACAGCAAAAGUCAAGAAAAUGAAACUGUUGAAGAUGAGGAUGAGGAUAAUGAUGCUGACUUUGAGAUAGAACUUGAAGAGGCACUUGAGAGUGAUGUUGAUGAAGUUACAAGAGACUUGACCCAAAAGGAGAAUGACAGAGCUGUAAGACGACCAGAGACUAGACAGAAUAAACGUUUAAAAGCGUCGGUUCAAAAUAGCAAACGACAUUUAGGACAGGCAAAGCGGCCACUGCGGCCACUCUUGCCAAUAUUGCCUAAUGAACCCAUUGCUUCUUUUUCCCCUCACGAUGGGAAAACCUUGGCAACUUGGAAUGCUCCUACUUCUAGGUCUUCUGUGAAUAAGGAUAACUUAAUAAAUGGCUUUGCGCCAAAUCAAAUAGGCCAAUUAUACUGUUUGAUUCAUGAGCAUGUGCAACUUCUCAUUCAAGUCUUUUCCAUAUGUAUAUGUGAUUCUUCUCGACAACAUAUUGCCUCCCAGGUACAUGGAUUAAUCUCGGAGAUGCUUCACAAACGGAAUGACGUAUUGGCAUGGAAAAAGGUUCCAUUUCCUAGCAUUUGCUUUGACUUUCCAUCUGUUUAUUCGUCAAUGCCAGAUGAAGUAACCAAUAGUAGUUUCCAAGUGCAAAGAACAUUGGAAUCAGACAACUUUUGCAGUGGACAAAUCACGUGCUCUGCUCAACAAACCUACCAAAGGGUUGCAUCACAAACAACUUAUGAUAGAGGGGGUGAUUCUGUUUCUAGUAGACUGGUGGUUGGAGGCUCAAGUUGGGCACCAUUUGUAAGUGGCCCAGUACUAUCUAUGCUCGAUGUAGCCCCGCUGAACUUAGCUGGAAGCUAUUUGGACGAUGUUAAUACUGUUGUUCAAGAUUAUCGAAGACGUAGUUUGGAAUCAACAUCAGAUACACCCUUAGAAAGAGAACCCCUUUUCCCCCUCCCCAGUCUCCAUGCAUUUCCUGGAGUUAAUUAUGAAGGUAUGUCUGGAAGCAUCUCAUCUGUCAACACAGUAACACUUUCUCCUAGUCAACAGCCACCUAAGAAGUCAUUAGCAGCUACUCUUGUUGAAAGCACCAAGAAGCAGUCUGUUGCCACGGUUCUAAAGGACAUUGCGAAGUUAGCCCAACAAUUCUUUCCUUUAUUCAACCCAGCAUUAUUUCCUCAUAAGCCACCGCCAGCUGCUGUGGUAAACCGGAUUCUUUUCACUGAUGCUGAGGAUGAAUUAUUAGCCCUAGGAUUGAUGGAAUACAAUACAGAUUGGGAGGCUAUCCAUCGGCGAUUUCUUCCUUGCAAAUCUACACAUCAGAUUUUUGUUAGGCAGAAAAAUCGAUGCUCAUCAAAAGCACCUGAAAAUCCAAUCAAGGCAGUUCGGAACUUGAAGACUUCACCUUUGACCGUGGAGGAGGUAGCACGCAUUCAAGAGGGACUUAAAAUUUACAAAUCCGAUUGGAUGUCUGUAUGGCAAUUUGUUGUCCCCUAUAGAGAUCCAUCAUCAUUAGCAAGGAAAUGGCGCACUGCCCUUGGAAUUCAGAAGUCUUAUAAACAAAAUAAUCCAGAAAAGAAGGAAAAACGACGUAUAUAUGAAUCAACACGGAGAAAGAUGAAGGCUGCAAAUCAUGAGUCUAAGUUUGAAAAUACUGGCAGGAUAAACAAUAAUGGACUCAAUCUCGUUGAUGGUAACCUUCCUUGUGAUAUAUUACCGGAAAAGGAUAUCCAGAGUAGAGAACGAAGUAACACAGUUGAAUCUGGAGACAUGCAAACCCAGAAAAAAAAUGUUGAUUGGUUUUCUUCUGGACCAGCAUUCUCAGAACCUCCACAAUUGCUUUCAACUACAACUGGACAUGUAACAUCCACUACAGAUGCACAGAAUCUCAGAGUUUCAGAUGUGAAGUCUCCGAUGUACUCUAGGAGUUAUUGGGCUCGCAGAUCUAAUAGUUCACAUUUGGUCAAACUAGCUCCCGACCUUCCACCUGUCAAUCUUCCUCCAUCGGUUCGUGUGGUUCCCCAGUCAUUUUUCAGAGGAUCUCUUUUUGGAGCACCAGCAAAGGCUUUUGUAGCCAAAAGCAAUAAGGAAGUUUCUCAGGCGACCAAUACAGUCAAUAGCAUGCUGAACAAUAGUAAUCCACCGAACAAUGUAACCAAUGUCAUCCCACUAACGGAAGAUGCUUCUAAAUCAGACAUGGAAGAAUGCAGAGCUAACAAUGAUAAUCCUACUGAGACAGAAAGGGGAGCAGAUUCUGAUCUUCAUAUGCAUCCUUUACUUUUCCGGGCCUCUGAUGAUGGAUCUGUGCCUUAUUACCCCUUAAAUUGUAGUUCUAGUUCAUCUGAUACUUUCAGUUUCUUCUCAGGAAACCAACCUCAGUUGAAUCUCAGUCUAUUUUAUAAUCCACAGCCAGAAUACCAUGUUGGCUUUGAAAAAUUAUUGAAGUCAAAGAAUUUCACUUCAUCACAUAGCAUUGACUUCCAUCCGCUCCUGCAAAGAACUGAUGAUAUAGAACAGGUAAAUACGGCUGCAUCUUUGGAUGGCAGAUCUCCUCAUGGUCACAACAUAUUUGGUGCUGUACAGAACCAACCUUUGGUUAGCAAUGGACAGUUGCCUAGGGGUACGGAAUCCUUUAAGCAUGGUGAUAAGAGUUAUGGUUUGGAUUUAGAGAUGCACCUUAGUUCAGCAUCCAAUAUAGAUACUAUUCCAGGGAAUAGAGUAUUCACUGCACAUGAUCAUUUGAAGUCAAUGACUGCUAGAAAUUCAGAAGCAUUAGAGAACCUACACAAUGGUCACUUGCAUGGAGAAACAAGAAGAACUAAUGAAGAGAGCAAUCUUGUUUCUGAUGCUCAUCCUGGGGUUCAACCAUCUAUGGACAAUUGCAGUGAUGAUGUGGAUGACCUUUCUCACCCAGGUAUCGUUAUGGAACAGGAAGAAUUAAGUGACACUGAUGAAGAAGUUGAAGAAAAUGUUGAGUUUGAGUGCGAGGAGAUGGCUGACUCUGAAGGAGAGGAUGGAUCUGACUGUGAUCCAAUUACUGAUUUGCAACAGAAGAGGGUUACUCGAAGUCCAGGCUAAGUGAGUACUGGAGACUUUCAUGUCCAUCGUAGAGGAAAACUCGAUAUCAUAACCAUCGCAAGUUGGUCUGCCACUUCUCAAAGUUGCUUUAUAUAUUGCUCCCGAGCAAUUUUUUGAGAAUUCGAUUCAAUCUUGGAGACCAGAAAGUCAUUUGCAGUGUUAAUUCACUCUUUGGAGAUACCUUUCAACAUUGAACAGAUGAAGAAACAAAAAUACGCUACACAAGUAGCUAAUUAAUCCUUGGCACUUUUCCACAGCCACUAGUCUUGAUAUGCAUGGGAAAGUGCACAGUGAAAAGCCACCAUGAAUUUAGGCCAAGCAUGGCAACAUUGGCCAGUAUUUACCCACUGCAUUUCAAAGUCCAAUAUUCCCAAGAAAGUUUAGGUAUUUAUUCGAAACUUCAUUCAAGGGAAGCUAAAAAGUUGUGACGAUAUCAAAGAAGAAUGUCUACAUAUCUUCUCUUCAAUUGGCGUGGGUUGUGUAAAGGAAGCUCUGAGAACCAUGGCCUCAUUCUUUUUGCACGGUCCAGCCGCUAAUGCAUGUUGUUUUCAGUACUUUUGGGUUAAGUUGAUGUUUUCCCCGAUCUUAUGAGGACUCCCUUCUCCAGCUCCUUUUGGGCCCCUCAAAAACCAUGACAAAGUUUAAGGAUCAGUGCCGUUUCUGCCACCCUUUGGCGUUUAUGGCUUCAAAGAAACCAGUGAAUAUUCACUGGACAGCAGUUGAGGAUAGACAGUUUAUGUGACCUUAUCAAGCCAUUCCUCUUCUCGGUGUCUCUUUUCAGAAAAAGAAAAAAAAAAGUGAUGAAGCCUCUGUGAUGAUCGACUGCGUGCAGAGAAUUUAUAAAGAAGCCAUUGAAAACUUGGAAGCUGCCAAUGAGAAGUAUAAAACAGAAGCUGACUCCCACUGCCGAUCAAUAACCUUCAAACCAGGAGAUUUGGUCAUGAUCUACCUCAACAAAGGAAGAAUUCCUAGAGGAGCUACAAACAAACUUUCACAAAAGAAAUUUGGACCAUUCACCAUCAUUGAACAACUUGGAGAAAAUGCUUACGAAGUAGACCUCCCUCCACACAUGAAUAUUAGUUCAACAUUCAAUGUAGCUGAUUUAUCAUUAUAUCAAGCUCCGGAAGACUUCAAACUCUCACCAUAACUGAUGUAAGAAGAAUAGGGUUAAUUGAGUAAUUAGGUAAUAUUCUAGUUUAAUUCCCUUUUUACCCCCACUUGUAAGAAAGCUCUAUAAAUAGGAACCUUGCCCUCUUGUAUCAAAUACAUUAUUCAUUCUAAUAAAAGAUCCACAAUCUUGAUUCUCGGAGAUAAUUAUCCUCUUAUCUCCUUUAGACUACAUCAAUUUGGUAUCAAAGCAUCCGUUUGGGCCAAUGUUGACUGCCGCCGGUGGAAGAACGGGAAACUCUUGACGAAGCCCAUCGCAAGAGGGAGCUUCGUGAGUUGUGCUUGUUGCCAAACAACACACAUCUAAUUAGGGGGAACUCUUGAAAUUCCAAGAAAGAAAAAAGAAACCGAAGUUUAUCAAGAUUUUGUAAGAAUGGACCAUUUUCAAUCAAAGAGGACAUCCAAAAAAAAUCAGCAGUUGGUAUAGGCAAGAAAAUCAAAUUUACUUCAAAAAACGAUGCAAGAAUUUUGACUUGAAGUGAUCAGAAGAACUCCAACAUCCUAAUUUUGCCCAUGCUCGAUUUUCUCAAAGGAUUUAUCAUUAUCAACAUUGAAAAUUUGAUUCUAGUGACUCGAGUGAUGUUUUUAAGGCAUUUUUGGACGGAAUAAGAAGGCGACAAUAUCGAAAAAGGACCCAAUGAUCCAAUUAAACCCAUUUUUCAAGAAAUUAACAAAAAGAUUGGGAGUUAGAUGAAUUAAAGAAUCAUCCAGAGUGGAUUUUUACAGCUCAAGAAGAACGAACAAAGACUCAAAAUUAUUCUUUUGGUUAUGAAACAUGAUCAAGAAAGGUUGAUUCAAGAAAAUCAAUGGACGAGUUACACUACGAGAUUGAGGCAUAUCCAAGAAUCUAACAAAAUGUUUACUUUGAUCUUGUAGCAUUGGAGGAAAUAGAGAAAACAACAAAAGAAAUCCAACAUUCAUUAGGGAAAAUGACUCAACAUAUUGAUCAACUAUCAAUUCAUUUGCAAGAGUUUAAGAACGGAUUGAUUUCAUAUACUGAAGAAAAAACAAAGGAAUCACGGUUGGAAAGUUUUCAAAUAGAAAAUCUUGAAGAUAAAAUUGAAGAAAAACAAGAAUUUGAAGAUAUUGAUUUGGAAAUAGUCGCAAGCGAAGAAGAAAAAUCCAACGUAGAAGAUGGAAGGGAAGUAUUGAACAUCGAGCAAGAAUCAAACAAGAACGACACAUUGAUUGCAAUGGAAAUGGAUCACCAAACUAUCGAAGAACUUGAAGCAAUGCCUUUGGAAGGUGGUUUUUUAAGAAUUGGUCCUUUGAACACGGUUUUGAAUGAACUUGAAGGAAAUAUCUUUUUUGGAUUUAUGGCCGAUGGGAAGUUCAUCUUUUGGUGGCAAUAUCGAAUUUUGUCUCGAAUUUAUCCCUUUGAUCAUAAUAUUUUUGUUCAAAGUGUAGGAGGUUGGUUUGGUCAUACUCCGUUGAACAAGUUUAUUUCAUUUCUUGUUUGCUUCAUAAUUUUUUCUUUUUAAAACUCGAUGACAAGUUUUCUUUUUGGAGGGGUAGACUGAUGAAAGAAGAAUAGAGUUAAUUGGGUAAUUAGGUAAUAUUCCAGGUUAAUUCCUCUUUUUACCCCCACUUGUAAUAAAGCUCUAUAAAUAAGAAUCUUUCCCUCUUAUAUCAAAUACAUUAUUCAUUCUAAUAAAAGAUCCACAAUCUUGAUUCUUGGAGAGAAUUCUCCUUUUAUCUCCUUUAGGCUACAUCAAUAACUUGAGGACGAGUUUCUUUUUAAGGGGGGAAGAACUGAUGUAGGGCUACUUUGGGAAUUUUGAAUGGCUGUACUUUAUUUGAUUGUUUUAUAAUCAUUUUUCAAAUUAAUAUUUUAGUUUAGGUGUGACAAAAUCCUUCUCCUUUAAGUCUAUUUAAAUGAGGUUAAGAUUAGUUAGUUAGUUUGGUACUUUAGGUGUGAAACCACUCAUUCCCUUUGGGUCAAUUUAAAGGGAACUUAUUAGCCUUUCAUUCAUAAUAUCAAUAAAAUUCCUUCUCCAACAAUUCUCCAAAAAAUUCUCCUCUCUCUUGCAAAUUGCAUCAGCAUGUUUAUAACAUUAUUAUAAAGAAAAAAAAAAACGUUUUAUGUUAUUUUAAUACAAUGGAAAGCAUGAUACAAUGUUUCUAUUUUUUUUAAGCAAAUAGAAAUGUAAUUAUAGUAUCGAAGAUUUAUUGUUGCAUCUUCCGUAGCAUUUGGAUCUAAUACUUGCCAAUGGAAGAAGAUGAAACAGAACCCGCCCCUCGUGGUGUAGUGCAAUAUGAAAGUCGGGAUCCAUUCUUUGAAGCUGUUUGGCAAUUCAAGGAUAUUGCAGGUAUCAUUCCAUGAUUACAUUAAGAUUCAACUUCUCCAGAUCGUUUCCUACAUUCAAAUCUUGGUCUCGGUCAUAAGCACUUUUGAGUAUGACACUGUAAAAAUGCACCUCCUUCAGCCCGAUAUAUUAUUGAGAACAGAGAACACCAAGGGAAACACAUAACAUGUUUGCAAUACGAGUUUGUGUAAAGCCCCGUAAUUCGAGCGAGAUUGUCAUGGGUCAAUAUCAGAUAUGGUUUGGUAACCCCUCGUAUUGGAUACACGGUCUCACCGUUCCCAGGAUGAGAUGUAAAGAAUUACUUUCAUAUCCCAUCAGGAAAUAUGGAACUAAAGUAAGACGGAGGAUUGGAUUUGCAGUAGAAAGCAAAAGCAGCUAAGUGAGAUAAAAGAAACUCUAGGUAUGGCUAACUCAAAUUUUCGGAUUGUGGAUUAUCUGAGGUAAAGUUAAGAAAGUUUUCCUUUGCCUCAUUGCUAUAUCCAGUUUGCUGUUAAAUAUGAAAUGUAAAGAAUUGUACAAUGUUUCAUCAUUUCUGGAUAAGUCUAAUGGGCCAUAUUGGUUCUUUCCAUAUAUGUGAAGUGGUUUCUUGAAGGAAGAAAUAAAAUAUAAUUUGGAAGGAAAAAUGAAAAAGGAGUUUGGUUUAGAAAUGAUCUCAAGUUGAGGCCUAGAGGUAAAUUGGCUCCAAGAGAGAUGGUUUAUAGGUAAAUUGCCACUAUGAGAUGAUUAUGACAAGUCAUAUCUACAGCUAUGUUCGGAUUCAUCAGUAUUUUGUUAAUAUCUUUGAAAUUAUAUUGGUUUUUAUAUUUUUAGAGUA
Messenger RNA from Benincasa hispida (wax gourd), 8296 nucleotides. The record is from RefSeq and is a predicted model, not a curated record. NCBI's taxonomy places the organism in Eukaryota, Viridiplantae, Streptophyta, Magnoliopsida, Cucurbitales, Cucurbitaceae.